Penicillium brevicompactum is the source of this 1572-nucleotide messenger RNA. Its product is annotated as sugar porter family MFS transporter. Gene Ontology annotation, biological process: transmembrane transport; carbohydrate transport. Gene Ontology annotation, cellular component: membrane. The transcript has 8 exons. Gene Ontology annotation, molecular function: carbohydrate:proton symporter activity. The record is from RefSeq and is a predicted model, not a curated record. Lineage: Eukaryota; Fungi; Ascomycota; Eurotiomycetes; Eurotiales; Aspergillaceae. Bases 1 to 1572 code for a protein of 523 amino acids.
AUGACCAUUACGAAGGAGCCCUACUUUGGGCUCACUGGAGGAUGGCUUACCUUUUGGCUCACGUUGGCUUGUGCUACAGACAUGAUGUUGUUUGGAUACGACCAAGGCGUUUUUAGUGGUGUUGUCGUCACUCGCGACUUCCUCGAAGUCCACGACCUAGUCGGCCCUACUAAGACCACUGUUCUCUCAACCGUUGCUGCCAUCUAUGAUAUUGGGUGUUUCUUCGGAGCCAUACUCGCUUUCACAGUAGGCGAGAGACUUGGUCGCAAGAAGUCCAUUCUUUUGGGAACUAUCAUCAUGGCCGUUGGUACAGUCCUCCAGGCAUCUUCUUACAGCCUACCUCAAAUGUUUGUCGGUCGUAUUGUGUUAGGCCUCGGCAAUGGAAUCAACACGGCGACGGCUCCAAUCUGGCAAACGGAAACGGCGCAGGCAAAAUGGAGAGGAAAACUAGUCAUUCUGGAUCUUGGACUGAACGUUGGCGGCUAUUGUAUUGUCAACUGGAUCAACUAUGGCCUUUCCUUUCGCGGAGGUGCUAUUGCGUGGCGGUUGCCAAUCUCUCUACAGCUCAUUUUUGUUGCCGUAUUGCUUACAACGAUUCCUUGGCUUCCGGAAUCACCAAGAUGGCUGAUGACACAAGGGCGGGAAACGGAGGCAUUGGAAGUUCUUGCUUGUGUUGAAGCGAGAACCACAGACGACCCGCUUAUCAUAACCCAACGUGACGAGAUCAAGUUUAGCAUCACCUAUGAGAGCCAAAAUGCCGUUAGCUGGUACGAGCUGCUGCGUCCAAGCAAAAGUGACAAUACCACCAAAACUCUCCGUCGAUUACUUCUCGGUGCUGGAACACAAGCCAUGCAGCAAUUCCAAGGCAUCAAUAUCAUGAGUUACUAUCUUCCUUUGGUCCUUAUGAACUCGGUUGGACUUUCAGACAAAAUGGCCAGACUGCUCACGGCUUGCAAUGCAACAUCAUACUUCAUUUUCUCGUGCGCUGCUGCUUCAAUUGUGGAGAAAGUUGGCCGUCGAGGAUUGAUGAUGCUUUCUGGCUUUGGCCAAUUCGUAUCUUUCCUAAUCAUCACCAUUCUGUUAUACCUGGCCGAGAAGGAUCCCGUGUACGCCACCGCCUCUGUUGCCUUUUUCUUCCUUUUCCAUGUGGCUUUUGGAAUGGGUAUGCUGGGAGUUCCAUGGCUAUACCCGACCGAGAUAAACUCGUUGCCCAUGAGGACAAAGGGCGUGGCCGUCUCGACAGCGACAAACUGGAUCACUAAUUUUGCCAUUGUCGAAAUCACUCCUAUUGGCAUCCAAAGCAUUGGCUGGAAAUUCUGGAUUGUGUGGACCGUUCUCAACGCUUUAUUCCUGCCCGUGAUUUAUUUCUUCUACCCUGAGACAGCGAACCGAACAUUGGAGGAUAUGGACGCAUACUAUCGAUCCAACCCUCCACUCAUCGUAGUUGGUGAUGCGGACGCUAUUUCGACCAAGCGACCACUUCAGUUCGUCUAUCACGAGGACGAGGAGGUACAAAAACAUGAGAAAGAAGCUAUCUCCGGUGACAGUGGCUUUGCGGAGCAUGUUAAUUAA